AUGUCCACCCUCCCUCCUAAAAGCUUCGGAGCCAGAGGAGAUGGGGACACCCCCAACAGCCAGCCACGUCCUGGUGAGACAGUUCACAAGUCUCAAAGUCUUCAGCCUGGCACCCCCAUGGGGAAGCCGGUCCCGGCCGGAAGGAGAAGGCACGGGUCCCAAGCGGGGAGGGCUUCAAAGAAACUGCGGAACGACAGCAAGGAGGGCCAGGGGAUGAGAGAGGGAGGAGCCGGGAACUCUCUGAGGGCCCAGUCACUGGUUCCUCUGCUGGUGGCCCAAGGAGGCGACUGGAAGCCGACCAUGCCUCCACGCUCAGUGAAAGGAGCUGCACCAUGGACAUGGGACGUCCCCCAGGGGGUGGGGCCCCCCCAAGCCAAGUUUGUGACCUCAAGCCUCUCAUCACCUGCAGGCUCUCCAGAUGAGGGGCCUGUAAGGGACCUGCCUGAGGAACCUGGUGAGACCCUGGAGCCGGGAGGACCCAGACAGGGACUGGGCCCUGACUCCCGCCUGCAGCGUUCUGAAAACCGAAGUCCGACCAGACACACCUUGACGUGCCCGGAAGAGGAAGUGACCACAAGAGAAAGGUCUCCAGAGGGUAAAGCUUCAGAAGCAGAAGCUGGUGCGGGGGGGAGGACAUCCAAACAACCAAUCCAAGGGGACACCGGGGAGCCAUACGGUGACUAUGGAGCCCCCACGGGGUUCCCCAGAGGGACAAUGUCAAAGAACUCACAAAAAUCAGACCUAGCAUUUGGGCCUCUGGCCCUGUCUAAUGCCGGCAAGCAUGAUGGCUCCCAGGCCCUGUCUCUCCUCCCUGCCUCCACCUCACGGGGGAGGCCGGGCCGGCCUCAGGAGCGAAGCAGUGGCCCCACGGCCACUGUCCCCUCUGUGGACUGCCGGCAGGAAGCCUAG
Messenger RNA from Lutra lutra (Eurasian river otter), 909 nucleotides. Its product is annotated as basic salivary proline-rich protein 1-like. NCBI's taxonomy places the organism in Eukaryota, Metazoa, Chordata, Mammalia, Carnivora, Mustelidae. The record is from RefSeq and is a predicted model, not a curated record. The coding region runs from base 1 to 909 and encodes 302 amino acids. The transcript has 3 exons.